GAAUGUUACCACCUGAGUCUUUUAGGUUAUUUGCACAAAGUUGUUUUACUCAGAAAAGAUUAACAGAAAACUUUCAAAUGCUCUACAUCUUGAAUUUUGCCCACUUAUUAAGGACAGUUGCUAGGAGGGAAAAAUUCCCCUUAUCUAUAUGAAACAUAAAAUAUGCCUUUCCUUCUUUUCCAGAUGCCUUGUUUUGUUAUUUUCAUUGAAGGAACCUGGGAGGGGAAUCCAUUCUAUUACUGGGAGUCCUACAUUUAAAGUGUCCUUAAAGUCUAACUUAAAAUACUCUUGUUUUAGGCUACAGAACCAAUUUUUGCUUUUAAUUCUAGUGAAGUAGCACUAAGUAUUACUUACUUCUCUGAGAACUCUAGACCACGUUUUUCUUUUUACUUUUUGAAAGGAAAGUCUUUUUUAAACACUCCCUUUCUUGAUUGAAAUGUUAAAUACAUUUUUUUAGUGAAGAAUUUUUUAUAGCUUUUUUUUGUUGUUGUUAGGACAAUUCUUCUGUAAGCUGAGAAAAUAUGGAGAUUGGUACUUAUCUACAGAGCGUUUUUGAGCUGCUUAGGGAAAAUGUUCAAGAGAAAAUGAAGAAUGAUUAUGGUUUUUACUAUUUUACGUGGGUUUGAGAGCAAGCAAAAUCAGUGGGAGUGGUGUCAUUAACGUCUGUCCCACACAGAUAUUCACCUCACCAGAGGUCUCUUGCUGUUUGACUUACAUUCUAACAGCUGCCUGAAACUAUCAUAGCACAAUUCCUUUGUCUCAGGAAUGAAGUUAAUUAGCAUCACUACUAAACUAUGGGCUUGUGUUUUGGAGGUUUUUUUGGAUUUGAUCUCCUUGUCAAGGCAUGUUUUGAAUCUACUGAAAAUUAUGCUGAAAAGACAGUUAUAUUCUGGAACCAUGCAAAAUACAGAGAAGCCAAAUAAGACACAGCCAGAAUAAAUGGCAGUGUGGUCUCAUUAACAAAGGACUUAUUUACUUGAAAGCAAGAGAGAGCCAGGGCUGCCCGUCUGUGCCCCCGGGGGGGACCACUGGGGACAGCACGGCAGGUCACCCCUGUGCUCCCACACACACACGCUGCUUCCUCACAGCAAUGUCUGACUUCUGUGGCUUGAAUUUAGGAGCCUUUGUUUCGUAGCAGAACUAAGAAGAAACCUGUUUUUUUUUCUUUAAAUGGUAGUUGCCUUUAUUUUUCGUUUACAUUAGUCUAGGACUCGGGAUAAGCGUGCAAUUUCAGUAAAAUAAUAAAUAGUGAGAGCUGACUGUGCAGAAGGCACACAGGGUGUUAUGUUUAACCAGCUACGUGCAACCGAAUGUUGAAAAAAAAUUGGUGUCUGUCUCUCUUUGGGAAAAGUUGUUACUUGAGCAACUCUGGAGUGACCUCCAGUGUUCUUUGUGCAGGCUGCAAGUGAAGAGCUCACGGUACGUCCUGCAGGUACCUCGUGCAGAAGGUGCGGCUCCGAGUACUUUGAUACAUCAAUUUUUGAAGAUGAGCAGUGAUCCAAAAGGGCUUGCAGCCUUCAGCCCUGGAUACUGAGCUAGGGAAACUCAACAGUAUCUAGAAAAGACACCAAAACCCAGACAUACAAGCCUAAAGUAAAACGCUGAGAUUUCUGAACCGGAAUAACGUCUGUUGCCAGGUGCUGGAGAGCCUCUGCAUGUACAAGCGUUUAAUUAAUAAAGCAUACUAUCUGCUGUACAUAAUCCUAUUUUUGAAGACCUUAAAGUCUGAGAUACUUGGCUGCCUUUAAGAGCCUGAGGCAGCUUGGGUAGAAUAGAGCUUCCCAAUCUGCGUGGGUCCUUUCCCAGGCACCGAAGAGGAAGAUCCUUGUUCCCAGUGGGCACGUCAGCGUACCUAUUUCAGAAUACUGUGGGAAAUUCUCCAGGAGUCCUGUCCUGUAGCCAUUAAGCAGCCCUGAAGCUUGUGUGUUUUAUACAUACAUUUACUACAUUUUUAUGAAAACGGAAAGAAGGCUACAUUUCCUACUCAAGAAAGAUAUUCCCGGUGAAAAUUCCAAAAGAUAGUUUGAAGAAACAAACCUAGAGCAAUGGAGGCCUUGAGAUUUGUGUCCGUGUGUGGAUCCCAAGAAGAACUAAGGAUGAGUUUAGGAACUUUAGGCACUGCUGUUUUAUUUCUUACACUUACGGUGAUAUGAAUAAUUUUGCAAUUUAAGCUUCUAAACUGCUAAUUUCAUAUUGCAUGCUUUCUCAGUAGUAAGGGGAAUUAGUGCCUUGUCAGCAGAAUGUUUUUAAAGAGUUGUCCCUUGAAAUAAUAUUAUUUACUGUUUGUAUAGAAUUAUAUCUUGCGGAUUCAAUAUAGUUCUGACAAGUUUGAUUAAAUAAUAAUGUUCAAAUGUGAAGUGUAUUAACUCUGUUCAGUGCUUCUAUUAAAAGUAAAUAAAUCAGUAAAGCAACUGAAAAUAGAAAUGACUAAUUACUGGAUUUACUUUUGAUAGCUGAAAGCAAAUGGACAGUCAGAAUAUUGGAAUGCGCUUGUAGGUGCGGAGACCUUCGGAAGAAACAGCGAGGAGGGAGAGGUGGACACCUGCUCAAAGAAAAUUUUGCUGCCAGGGAGAAGCUGUAACGUGGGAAAGAAUUCGUCCUCGUGCAGGAUGCUGUACUGGGAAUGACAGGCAACCAUUUGCUGUCUCACUGUCGGUGCCUCAGGAGUCAAGCUGCAUCAAGAGAGUUCUUCACAGAGCUGUUUCUAGGAACUCUUUAGUUAGAUUCUUGAAUCAAAAGGUGAAAUGUCAACCAAAGUGCCAAACAUUAAGCUGAAAAUUGAUCCUCGGGAUCUGCAGAUCCAGACGUUUACAGUGGAGAAAUUACUGGAACCGUUGAUAAUUCAGGUUACAACACUAGUGAACUGUCCACAGAAUCCUUCUAGUAAGAAAAAGGGCCGUUCCAAAAGAGCUCGUGUCUUGCUGGCUUCUGUGGAAGAAGCCACUUGGAAUCUGUUGGACAAGGGAGAAAAAAUUGCCAAAGAAGCAGCUGUGUUUAAAGAGGAACUUCAUGCAGCUCUUGCUGAUGUCAGGAAAGAGAGUCAAGCCCUGAAGGUGUCGGCAGAGGCGUUCACCAGCGAUCCCUGCUCCCUGCCCCGCAGGCAGGCCGUUGUCCCGGCAGCGCGCUCCCUGCUCGCGGCUGUCACAAGGCUGCUCGUUCUGGCCGACAUGGUUGAUGUGGCGUAUUUACUGCACCAUUUGACUGUGUUUCAAAGAACAUUUGAAUCUUUAAGAAAUGUAUCCAGUAAAUCUGAGCUACAGAAAACCUACCAGAAGUUUCGAAAAGAUCUGGAAAAUCUGGAUUAUUUGGCAUACAAACGUCAGCAGGAUUUGAAAUCUAGCAGUCAGCGAGAUGAGAUUGCUGCAGCACGUGCAUCCCUGAAGGAAAAUUCCUCUUUCCUGCAUUCAAUAUGUUCAGCUUGUUUGGAACAUUCAGAUGUUGCAUCCCUUACAGCCAGCAAGGAUUCAAUUUGUAAUGAAAUACAGAAUGCUCUCAAUGCAAUUUCUAAUGCUUCCCAAGGAGUUGGAAAUAAAAUGGAACAACCUACGUCUCGCACAGCUACUCUUGGAAGUGCACUUGAUGAGCUUGAGAAUUUGAUUGUCCUGGAUCCUCUUGUAGUGAAUGAGGAGACAAUAAGGCCCUCCCUAGAGAAACGCCUGGAAGCCAUUAUAAGUGGAGCAGCUCUGCUGGCCGACUCCUCGUGCACGCGGGAUGUCCACCGGGAGCGCAUCAUCGCCGAGUGCAACGCCAUCCGCCAGGCCCUGCAGGACCUGCUCUCAGAGUACAUCAACAACGCUGACAAGAAAGUGAGAAGUAAUGCCCUGAAUGUGGCAAUAGACAGUAUGUGCAAGAAGACAAGAGAUCUCCGCAGACAGCUCCGUAAAGCCAUUAUAGAUCACAUCUCAGACUCCUUCUUAGAUACCACUGUUCCACUUCUAGUUCUCAUUGAAGCUGCUAAAAAUGGAAGAGAGAAAGAAAUCAAGGAAUAUGCUGCUAUAUUUCGAGAACAUACCAGCAGGCUUGUGGAGGUUGCUAAUCUUGCUUGUUCAUUGUCAACAAAUGAAGAGGGAACGAAAAUUGUCCAGAUGGCAGCUAAUCACAUAGAGACCUUGUGCCCACAGGUCAUUAACGCUGCUUUAGCUCUUGCUGCCAGACCAAAAAGUCAAGUUGUGAAAAACAACAUGGAGAUGUAUAGGAGUACAUGGGAGAAUCACAUCCAUGUUCUUACUGAAGCUGUGGAUGAUAUAACAAGUAUUGAUGAUUUUCUUGCUGUAUCAGAAAGCCACAUUCUCGAGGAUGUGAACAAGUGCAUCAUUGCCUUGAGGGAGCAGGAUGGGGAUGGUUUGGAUCGUGCCGCAGGUGCCAUCCGAGGACGCGCUUCCAGAGUCGCUCACAUUGUUUCGGGCGAGAUGGACAAUUACGAACCGGGGGCUUACACUGAAGGGGUGAUGGCAAAUGUUCAGGAUCUCACCAAGAAUGUGAUUCCAGAGUUUAUUAGUCAAGUAAAUAUUGCAUUAGAGAGCUUAAGUAAAAACACAGUCCAUCUGUUUGAUGAUAACCGGUUUGUGGACAUUUCUAAGAAGGUGUAUGAUGCGAUUCACAACAUCAGGUGCUCAGUCAUGAUGAUUCGGACACCCGAGGAGCUGGAAGAUGUGUCUGACCUGGAAGAAGACCAUGAUGCACGUAGUCGUACCAGUAUCCAGACUGAAGGGAAGACUGACAGGGCCAAGAUGACUCAACUGCCAGAGGCUGAAAAGGAAAAGAUAGCUGAGCAAGUGGCUGACUUCAAAAAAGUCAAGAGUAAGCUUGAUGCAGAGAUUGAAAUAUGGGAUGAUACCAGCAAUGACAUAAUUGUUCUGGCCAAGCGGAUGUGUGUGAUUAUGAUGGAGAUGACUGACUUCACAAGGGGGAGAGGACCGCUGAAGCACACAUCCGAUGUGAUCAACGCAGCGAAGAUGAUCUCGGAGUCAGGCUCCAGGAUGGACGUCCUGGCGCGGCUCAUUGCGGAUCAGUGUCCAGACCAGUCGUGCAAACAGGAUUUAUUGGCUUACCUAGAACAGAUCAAGCUCUACUCCCACCAGCUCAAAAUCUGCAGUCAAGUUAAAGCAGAAAUCCAGAAUCUCGGUGGAGAGCUUAUCAUGUCUGCUUUGGACAGCGUCACUUCGCUAAUUCAGGCCGCUAAAAAUCUAAUGAAUGCUGUGGUGCAGACAGUGAAGAUGUCCUAUAUUGCAUCCACAAAGAUUAUCAAGAUUCAGAGUCCCACUGGCCCACGACAUCCAGUUGUCAUGUGGAGAAUGAAGGCUCCAGAGAAGAAGCCCCUCAUUAAAAGAGAGAAGCCAGAAGAAAUCUAUGCUGCUGUCAGAAAAGGUUCUGCAAAGAAGAGAAUCCAUCCUGUUCAAGUCAUGAGUGAAUUUAGAGGUAGAGAAAUAGUCUAAUAUUUUGCCACUUUGUGUGUUCCUAUCUUGAAUUGCUGAUGAUUUUUCAUCUUUUCCUCCACUUAUUUAAUAAUUAUAUAUGUUAAUGUUUUGCUUUUCUCUAAUUCUGUAAGAUAACACUUGCUUAAAUUAUUUGAAAAUGCUGUUGGAUUAAUUAGAAGCACACAGUUGAAAAAAAAAAAGACAAACAAAAGCCAUUUUCUUGCAGUGACAAACUCAUGUUUUUGCACUGGCCUGUUUUCAACAGAGCACUUUUAGUGAUGCACUUUGGGACUGUGCUGUAGCUGGAAAGGAGGAAGCAAUGUGCCAACAUGCCCAGAAUCAUACUGCAUUCAUGAGGCUUUAGGUGUUCCUGUGCCAGGGAUGAGUGUGGCCACUACUAAACAGUAUGUAUUUUAUGACAUACAGCUUUUUAAACACGGUGCCACAGGGCCAGAUCCUUGCUCAGCAUCAUUACACCAUGAUCAAGUCAUGAUUUGAUUCCAUGAACUGAGAGUCUGGGCCCUAAACUGGGGUCUACACUGAAACAUCUAAAGACAUCCCCUUGGCUAAGGCCCAGCCUUGGAAAUGUAAGUCUGAAAAUGUUUGAUGAAACACACAAAGUAUUAUAACAAUGUGGAUGUACUAAUGUAAUAAAAAAAGCACUGACUGCAACACAGCAAUAAUGACAGCUCUUUAAAAGGCCUUAGGAAGCAUUAACAUGGAUCUGUGUUCUGCUCCCUGUGAGCCCUAAGAAAUCUGCUGGCUGUUGUAUUGGGUAGUUCAGAUAAAUCAGACAUUAACAACAAAACUUUGCUAAUUGCUGCACAAAAGAACAAACAUGAAAUGAGAUCAGUGUGUGAAAUACACAUCUUGAAUCUUAUGAAUGGUGAGAUUUUUGCAAGGUAACUGUAGGGAUUUAAGCUACUUUUCUUAUGACAGUAGAGUCCUAAAUGCAGGACUGUGCUGGUAAGUGACCUGCUGAAUGGCUGCACUCUUGUCUCAAACUACAUAAUGAAGGUAAAAGCUGUUAGUCCAGACCUCUGCAACUUAAGAGAAAUAUAAUGUUUCUAAAUCCAUUUGAAUCUGAAAUCCACUUGGACAAUUUUUUUUUGAAGAAUCUAACUUGCCUUCCCUGCCAUGUCAUGAAGUUCUCCCAGGCUACCCUUGUUACUCAGAAUGAAUUGCCUGGCAAUUCAGUAAAUCCCUUGCUAUGGUUUUUUUGCAUUUGCUAAGGUGAAAGGGCUCCCUCAAAGGCCAGAACUUCAUGAUGUGUCACUCACUGCCUUUGUGAGGCAGCUCCAGACUAUGGGCUGCUGCUCCAUGUCAUUUAUUACCAUGCUUUGCACAUCAGUGCCCUGACCUGGCACAGUGUGGGCAGCAAAAAUAACCAUAAAUGGUGCCUUUCCUCUUGGGGGCUGCUCUGUUUCUAAGCUCAGGAUGGUGGGGCAGUACAGUUUCUAGGCUGUUAAUUAAGGAACUCCAUGAAACCUCUAGUGCUCAUGAAUUAAAAAUUUUCUAGAUGAUGAUUCCACCUUCCCAAACUUUGCUGUCUGUUAAAUGAAACCAAAGGAGAAGUUUGAAAGAAAAUCACCUCUUGCCAACUAAAGUUCCCUCCAGUGUGUUUGCAUGAAGAUCUUAGUAAUAUGUAUUGGGCUUUGCUAAUACUCUUAGGGUGACAGAGCCAGCAGGUGUUACUGUCUUUAAACCCUCAUGUCUGUCAGGAUACAGGUCACCUUGAUACCAAACAUUUGUAACUAAUGCCUUGUUAUUGUAUUAUUAAUAAAAAAGCACAUGCAC
This is a messenger RNA of Lepidothrix coronata (blue-crowned manakin), 7214 nucleotides long. RefSeq names its product catenin alpha 3 (gene CTNNA3). NCBI's taxonomy places the organism in Eukaryota, Metazoa, Chordata, Aves, Passeriformes, Pipridae. The coding region runs from base 2745 to 5435 and encodes 896 amino acids. Gene Ontology annotation, biological process: cell-cell adhesion; cell migration. The record is from RefSeq and is a predicted model, not a curated record. Gene Ontology annotation, molecular function: cadherin binding; beta-catenin binding; actin filament binding. Gene Ontology annotation, cellular component: adherens junction; fascia adherens. The transcript is spliced from 21 exons.